GAUGGAAUCUCCGAACGCUUGAUCUCCGAUACAUAAUGAAAGCGUCGGAGAAACAAUGUCAUCCUGACGUUUACUCGGUAGCUUCGUUGAUGCACCCGAGAACAUGGAUGCUGAUGACCAUGGGAGCCUCGAGUCUGAAGCUAAGCGACGGAGACUCCGGAAAGGAACCCACAGUUGCUGGGCAUGCAAACGGAGGAAAGUCCGGUGCACUUUUGCAUCGUCGACAGAGGCAACGUGCAUAAUUUGUCGCCGGCGAGGUACCAAGUGCAUCAGUCAGGGGCUUCCUGAAGACCUCAGUCAAAUAGAGGAUACUUCUAGUCGUAUUGUGCGCGUUGAAGCACUAUUAAACCAGCUUGUCAAGGAAGUCGACCAUAGCAGCGCCGCAAAAGAGCAAUAUGGGGCUCAAUCAAGGUCUAAAGAUCGCGGAGGACCUCAAUCUGCAGGUUCCACGCCUGCAGUUUCUACGCCUGGUAGUAGGUCUGAACAAACGACGUUCAUCCCUUUGCAUCACGGACCUACGCAGGAAAGGUUCCAAAGGGGAAGCGAAAAUGGAGAUACAAGUGCAUAUCAUUUAACGCCAGAAUUUCACACACCAUAUACGCUCUCGCCUGCCAAAGUUGUCCCACCUAAUGCAGGCAAAUAUGAGAAGUUCUCGCGAGCCCUUCUUGCAGGAUUUCCCUCCCAAGAAGACCUUGAUAUCCUUGUCAAGGCGGGAAGCGGAAUUACAGUGUUUUGCCACCAAGUCAACGUUAAACUACGCAGCCAACUGGUUCGCGAAGGACUUCAGGACGAGACUAAGAUAAUAGAGGUCCAGAACCUUCAAACCCAUCCGGUCCUGUUAGCAAAACAAAUGCUCAUGUUUUCUUCAAUGUUGCUGCAUCUUCCGCCCAAUGAGAAUAUACCCGGUUUAUCUGAACACCAUCGCGUCAUCAUGGAAAGGCUUGCAGAUACAGCGAUCAGUGAGGUGACUACCUGCGAAGAACUUUUAGGGACUAUGGAGAGCCUGGAAUGCAUCGUACUUGAGGCAUUCUACCACCUAAAUUGCGGGAACAUGCGGAGAUCCUUGCUUGCAUUUAGAAGGGCCGUGGUAGCUGGGCAAUUUAUGGGCAUGAAUCGCCCAAACAACCUUCCAGUGGAGUUUCUUGAUCCCAGUACAAAUAUUGAUCCACAAGUUAUAUGGUUCCGAAUUGUCUAUAUGGACCGCUUUCUCUCUCUGAUGCUCGGUCUCCCUCAAGGCCACAGUGAUACCAGCAUCAGUUCCGAAACAGCACUGGAGAGAGGCGAGCCAAGUGAGCGCUUGGAACGCCUCCACACCAUGAUCUUUUCAAGAAUGCUUGAACACAACAAUCUCGGCUUAUCCCAGUCCGCAAUCGAAAUGACUCACGAAAUCAACGCGGACUUACUAAAGGCUGCCGAAGGCAUGCCGGCCAGGUUCUGGGGACCACCAAAUUUUGCUGGUUUGGAGAAGGACUCACAAGAAGCGUUGUGGGAGAGUAUGCGGGUCAAAGACCAGAUUUUCCACUACACUAUGCUAAACCAGCUUCAUCUACCAUUUUUAUUGAGCUCUGGCGCCGAGCGCAAGAACGAAUAUGCCAAGAUCACCUGCGUCAACUCCAGCCGUGAGAUCUUAACGCAAUUUGUUGCAUUCCGUGCCUUCAAUCGUAUCUCGGCCUCCUGUCGUCUGGCUGAUUUCCUUGCCCUGAUAGCUGGCAUGACUCUAAUUAUCGCGCAUCUCUACAGCCAUCGCGAGAAAGAGACAGAUAAUCUCUUGGCCCAUCAGCGGUUAGGGGAUCGUGCCACAAUGGAGCAGGCGCUAGAGAGCAUGGAAGAGAGUUCCAAUAUAAACGAAGACAAAUUGGCGGCUAGCUGCGCGCGUUUACUACAACAUUUGCUGCAUAUCGAGGCAGACGCAGCCCAGGGGCAUAAUUAUAGUGUGAAAAAAGCCCAGUUGUCCGAUGGCGGCCAUGGGGAUGGACCUAACGUGCUGCUUAUCACCGUACCGUACUUUGGCACCAUCAGGUUUACCCGCGAUGGCAUAAGAGUGGUGGAAGUAGCCAAGGUAUCGGCUCGUCAUAUGCAAGAACAUAGAGAGCAUGUCACUAUCGGGGGCAUCGGGUCAGUCCAGGUUGCCAACCAGAUACCAACAAAUGAUUAUGGGCGGCUAUCCGGUAAUUCUCGGGAGUACCUUGUUGAUUAUGUGGACUCUGGCAGUCUUUCGUCUCCGUCGCAGGAGCGGGUGGCACAGCCGCCUGCUGGAGAGCUAUACACUGACCUUGACGCUGCACAGGCUAAUAGUGUCAUUAUCGGAGAUGAUUUCAUGCAAGAGCAAGAGCUAUACCCUGGUGUUGCCGCAGGACAGGCUGACUGGGUCUUCCAAGGUUUCGAUACCACGUUUUUUGACAACUUAAUGGGAGGGGAAAGUCUUCAGUUUGGUGACGGAGGCUUAUCGUCCAACUAGGGCCAAGAUUAGAGUAGUGAUCUAGGUAGAUCAUAAGAGAUAUUGUCAGAGACAGAGGUGAGGGAUAAGGCUUUAUAAAUAGUGCUACGAUGCG
Messenger RNA from Pseudogymnoascus verrucosus, 2552 nucleotides. RefSeq lists its product as uncharacterized. NCBI's taxonomy places the organism in Eukaryota, Fungi, Ascomycota, Leotiomycetes, Thelebolales, Thelebolaceae. The record is from RefSeq and is a predicted model, not a curated record. Gene Ontology annotation, molecular function: DNA-binding transcription factor activity, RNA polymerase II-specific; zinc ion binding. Bases 104 to 2458 code for a protein of 784 amino acids. Gene Ontology annotation, biological process: regulation of DNA-templated transcription. The transcript has a single exon.